GAUCACACUUCACACACCACCGUCCAUGCAAUGCAGCAAACAACACGGUAGGUGCAGCCCUUCACCUGUAUAUAUACACUGCAGGAGCAGUGUCUCACACUCACUCAACCCAAGCAUCUCUCUUCUUCACUAGCUACUUCUCCAAGUUGAAGAGAUCAAAGCUAGAAUGGGCAGCUGCAAGAUUCUCCUGGUCACAGCUCUCCUGGUCGGCAUUGCCUCCCAGCAGAGCUCUGCCACCAGGAACCUGCACGGAGAUCAUCACGUCGCGGAAAAGAAGUUCGGCGGCGGCGGCGGCGGCUACGGUGGCGGUGGCGGUGGAGGGUACGGUGGCGGUGGCGGCGGCGGCGGCUACUCACCGUCGCCCACGACCGGUUUCACCGGGAGCUGCGAUUUCUGGAAGAGCCACCCGGAGAAGAUAAUAUCGUGCAUCGGGUCGCUGGGGAGCAUCGUGGGGUCGUUCGGGGACGUGUGCAGCGGCUUCUUCGGGAGCAAGCUGCAGACGCUGCAGGACGCGCUGUGCAGCACCCGCAAGGACUGCUACGGCGACCUGCUCCGGGAGGGCGCCGCCGCGUACAUCAACUCCGUGGCCGCCAAGAAGCAGGCCAAGUUCGCCUACACCACGCAGCAGGUCAAGUCCUGCAUCCUCCUCGGCCUCACCUCCAAGGCCGCCGCCAUCGAGCAGGCCGCCUUGUUCAAGAAGGCCAACCUCGCCUGCCACUACACCUAGCUACCCAUACCUCGCCGCCGGCCGGCCAUCUCUCCGGCCAUCUCUCUCUCUUAGCUAGUUGGUAGCUAGUGUCGUCAUGGUGUUGAUGAUGAAUAAGUCCUUGCAUGGAUGCGUCGUGGCAAACCAUGCGUAUAUUAUUCAAGAAUUGUGUGAGUGUUCAGAUCUGACCUCAGCUGUGGCUUGUGUGCGUUUGCAGUUAAAUUGAUGAGGUGCACGGCGCCACGACGACGUCUCGUCGUCGGUGCUUAGUUGCAUGCUUUGUUUGCUUUUCUUAGUUUCUUGGCGAUGUACUUAUUAAGAGAAUAAGAUGAGUUUGAUUUGGUUAGUGAUGAA
Oryza sativa Japonica Group (Japanese rice) is the source of this 1060-nucleotide messenger RNA. RefSeq names its product protodermal factor 1. NCBI's taxonomy places the organism in Eukaryota, Viridiplantae, Streptophyta, Magnoliopsida, Poales, Poaceae. The record is from RefSeq and is a predicted model, not a curated record.